UAUGAAAAUAUAUAUAAUUAUACAUUAUAUAUACAUCAUUAUAUAUACAUCUUCUGAACACGAUUUAAUGAUUGCUAUAUUUUAUUUCUUUAUCAUGAUGUGUUUAAUACAAACAUAUUUUACAUUAUUUGUUUUUACCCGCUCGCCUAGCAUCGACUUGUAUCUUAAAUUUGUAUGUAUAAAAUAUACACAUGUAUUACUACAUCGAGAGUUGUGUCGCUUUUAACUCCCGUUGUGCGAUGUUUUAAACAUACGAAAAUCGCGCUCUUCCUAAAGAAACACGUUUGUCAGAAAUUUCCCUAGAUUCCUCUAGAUCUUAGAAUCUUGAAGCGCGCCACGCUGGCGACUUCCGGCGCCAGCAACGGAAGAGAUACGGUGGCCAUUUUACAUUAUCGGUUUUCUCGCGCGAGCGCGUGUGUGUGCAUGCGUGUGUACAGUGCUAUCGCCAAGAGUCCUGCGUUGCGUUUACUUGCUUGUCGAUUUGAGGACCGUGAUAUAGGACAGGGUCAACGCCGAUAGCGAUAAAUCUUCAAUAAUCCGGCAGAAAGAUGGGACGCAAGAAGAAGAAGCAAUCGAGACCCUGGUGCUGGUAUUGCAACCGUGAAUUUGAAGAUGAAAAAAUUCUUAUCCAACAUCAAAAAGCAAAACACUUCAAAUGUCAUAUCUGUCAUAAGAAAUUAUACACGGGACCAGGACUUAGCAUACACUGUAUGCAGGUACACAAAGAGGCAAUAGAUAAGGUACCGAAUUCAUUGCCAAAUCGUAGCAAUAUUGAAAUAGAAAUUUAUGGAAUGGAGGGCAUACCGCCGAAUGACGCAAAGGAACACGAGAGACAGCGAAAUGGCGGUAGACCUGGCUCACCAUCAUCUGGUGAGGAUGAGCCAGUACAGAAAAAAGCAAAACCCGAAGGUCUACUGGGUUCUGCACCAGGUGCGAUGCCUGGUAUGCCAGCUGGUCUACCCGGGAUGCCGCCGCAGCCAGGUAUGCCACCAUUACCCGGUAUGGCACCACAUCCGGGCAUGGCGCCGCACCCUGGCAUGCCGCCACAUCCUGGUAUGCCUCCUAUGCAUCCAAUGAUGCCAAUGGGCCACGUUGGACCUCCAUUUAUGGGCCCAGGCAUGAUGCCUGGCAUGUCAGGUAUGCCUUCUGGUAUGCAACCGCCGGUUUCGGGCGCUUCUAUUCCGCCGGCGCGUCCUCUGUUUCCGAGUGCCGCUGCCGCGGCUGUCUCAACGGCAGCGUCGACAGCGGCGUCGGUCACUGGAUCUGCACCCCUUGGCACAGACUUUAAGCCGAUCACAUCAAUAGCCAGCGGCAGCGGUUCUAUAGGCCCAGUAAAGCCGACAUUCCCAGCUUACAGUAGCGCCGGCGAAUCCGCUGGCGCUACCACAACUGGCAAUAGCCUCGCCAGCAGUGGUGAUCAAAAGGUGAAUCUUAUUGCGACUACCGGAGCCGCCAGUAAGAUCAUUCACCCUCCCGAAGAUCUCAGUCUAGAGGAAAUAAGAGCAAGACUGCCAAAGUAUCAGCGUCGACAGACCGACGAAUCUGGACGGUCGGCACAAUCGGAGGCAGCAGCGGCGGUUGUGAGCCAGCAGCAGCAGGCCGCCGCCAUGCAACAAGCGGCAGCACAACAACAGCAAGCGGUGCAGCAACAGCAACAACAACAGCAGGCACAACAGCAGCAGGCGGCAAAUGUGGCAGCGGCCGCGUUUCAGGCAGAUCAACAACAACGGCAGCAACAGGCAGCGGCACUGAACGCACUGCAGCAACAGCAACAGAGGUUCCCGCGGCCACCGCAGGCGGUCAUGGUACCGGCCUCGGCGGCAGCAAUGCCCGUUAGCUCGGUGGCGUUGAUGGCACCCCUAAUGCGACCCACCAUGACCCUAGCGCCUGCUCUCAUUCAUGGAGGUAACAUGAUGCGACCGCCCCCCAUGGGCCUGCCGCCAGGCAUGAUAGGAGCUCUGCCACCGGGUGCCGCGAUGCAUCCGGCCUUUGCCGCCGCGCCAAUGGGGUUUCCGGGUCCGAUGCUGACACCGAUGAUGCAUCCUCGCUUCAGAUGAUCGCCCCCCAUGGACGGGCCCAACCCCCCGCCGCUGCACUUCGUGCUAUGGGCCCGCCCCUAAUUUUGCUGGGGUCUGGACCUGAUCGAGGAAGAGACACAUAGUCACAUACACAAACAAGAGAGGGGGAGAGAGAGAGAGAGAGAAAGAA
Messenger RNA from Pogonomyrmex barbatus (red harvester ant), 2208 nucleotides. RefSeq names its product Bub3 interacting GLEBS and Zinc finger domain protein (gene BuGZ). Gene Ontology annotation, molecular function: DNA binding. Lineage: Eukaryota; Metazoa; Arthropoda; Insecta; Hymenoptera; Formicidae. Gene Ontology annotation, cellular component: nucleus. The record is from RefSeq and is a predicted model, not a curated record.